AUGAGGGCCACAUUCAUCUUGUCUGCCUUGGCGAGCCUGGCCCUUGUUUCAGCCACCCCUCUUGGUGCCGACGUCCUUACGAAGCGCGAUCCAAGUGACAAGUCUGGCAACACGCAGAUCGCUCUCGAAUGUACAGGCGAGACGCUCCCCGACCCCGGUGGCGAUGGGGGCGCAGGAGAGGGCGGGUUUGGUUACUUCACGUCGAACAUGAAAGCGAGUAUCAAAGGUGGUGACGACAUCGGCCCAACUGCCUGCACCGACAAAGACGGCACCUGCAGCAAUUGCCUCUUUGAGGACUCUGGCCUUAGCUCGUCCAUUAAUGUCACUGGGUGCUGGAACCCCCCCCGCUGGUACCUCUGGCUGCAGCAUCGAGUUCUCGUACAAUGA
Penicillium chermesinum is the source of this 387-nucleotide messenger RNA. RefSeq lists its product as uncharacterized. The transcript has a single exon. Lineage: Eukaryota; Fungi; Ascomycota; Eurotiomycetes; Eurotiales; Aspergillaceae. The coding region runs from base 1 to 387 and encodes 128 amino acids. The record is from RefSeq and is a predicted model, not a curated record.